CUCCAAAUUGUGUAGUGAGGUACAAAAUCGAACUUAUGAUGCAUUCCAUAGCGACAUUCAUUACCUAUGCCACCUAACCUUGGGUUGUAUAAUUGCGCCUCCCCCCCCCAAUCUGUGUUUCACAAAAGUCCCUUUUUAUAGCAAAUGGCCCAAGACGACAACGAACCACCCAAAGUGCGUGGCCCCCCGCCGGGAGCUACAGCACCUCCGGCUCAUGUCAAAAAACCCCAGAUCUACGAAAUAUUUCCCGGUGCAAAGCCCGAAGGCCAAGGAGAUAAACCUGCCAGCGAUCAGGAGCGUGUGCCGCAGCCUACCUUAACAGAGGGGUUACAGUCCAUAAAAGCCGAUGACUUCUUCGGCGUUCACAAAAUGCCAUGCGCGCGUCAAGGUCUUAUGACUGGCAUUGGAGCUGGUGCAGUCACUGGCAUGGUUCGAUAUGUCGUGGGAGGGCGAAUACCUAGAGCAACAAAUUGGGCGUUUGGCGCAUUCUUCCUAGGCUCCAUACUCCAAUGGGAAUAUUGCCGAGCACAGCGUAACAAUGAGCGCGCAGCCAUGGCGCGCGUAGUUGAGAUUAUCGACAAGAAACAGGCCGAAAAGAAGGCACAGGCUACCGAAGCAGCAAGGUUAAGAAAAGAGGCAGCAGAAGAGAGGGCAAGACAAGAAGAUGCUGCUACAAAGAAAAGUUGGUAUAAAUUAUGGUGAACUCCGUCCCAAUUAUGAGUGAUGGGGAGGGCCAUAGUUGCUACUGCUGUAUAAUAAAAGAAUCUCUAGGGGUAUGUUGUCCUACCCGUGUGUCCAAUAUCCCAUUCCUUACUCCUUGUAACCAUUGACGCCUUAUACAGCAUUGAUCUCUGCAAUGUUUGAUCUCUAGCAGUAGCAUAC
Molecule: messenger RNA, 882 nt
Organism: Hypoxylon fragiforme
Lineage: Eukaryota; Fungi; Ascomycota; Sordariomycetes; Xylariales; Hypoxylaceae
Exons: 2
Coding region: 145-702 (185 amino acids)
Biological process (GO): mitochondrial respiratory chain complex IV assembly
Cellular component (GO): mitochondrial inner membrane; mitochondrion
Source: RefSeq, a predicted model, not a curated record